GGCCGCCGCGGGCCGGGCCGGGCAUGAGCGCGGAGGGGCCGCGGCCGCCCCCCGCACCGCCCGGCGCGCCCAGGCCGUGACCGGGGCGGGGCGCGCGGCCGCACUCGGGCCCGGGCCCAUGGGCGCGCCGAGCCGGGCUUGCGGGCGCUGAGCGGGCGGGCGCGGCCGGAGGAGCCAUGGACUGCAGCCUCGUGCGGACGCUCGUGCACAGAUACUGUGCGGGGGAGGAGGACUGGGUGGACAGCCGGACCGUCUACGUGGGGCACAGGGAGCCCCCACCGGGCACCGAGGCCUACAUCCCGCAGAGGUACCCCGAUAACAGGAUCGUCUCUGCCAAGUACACGUUCUGGAACUUCAUACCCAAGAACCUGUUUGAACAGUUCAGAAGAAUAGCCAACUUUUACUUCCUCAUCAUAUUCCUGGUCCAGCUCAUCAUCGACACGCCCACGAGCCCCGUGACGAGCGGCCUCCCCCUGUUCUUUGUCAUCACUGUCACGGCCAUCAAACAGGGUUACGAGGACUGGCUGCGCCACAAGGCCGACAGCGCCAUGAACCAGUGCCCCGUCCACUUCAUCCAGCACGGCAAGCUGGUGCGGAAGCAGAGCCGGAAGCUGAGGGUCGGUGACGUCGUCAUGGUCAAAGAGGACGAGACCUUCCCCUGUGACCUGAUCUUCCUGUCCAGCAGCCGCGCGGACGGCACCUGCCACGUGACCACGGCCAGCCUGGAUGGGGAAUCCAGUCACAAGACCCAUUACGCAGUUCAAGACACAAAGGGUUUCCACUCGGAGCAAGACAUAGACGGCCUGCACGCCACCAUCGAGUGCGAGCAGCCCCAGCCCGACCUCUACAAGUUCGUCGGCCGCAUAAACGUUUACAACGAUCUGAACGACCCCGUGGUGAGGCCACUAGGAUCGGAAAACUUGCUUCUUAGAGGAGCCACGCUAAAGAACACCGAGAAAAUCUUUGGCGUCGCCGUUUACACGGGCAUGGAGACCAAGAUGGCCCUCAACUACCAGUCGAAAUCGCAGAAGCGCUCCGCCGUGGAAAAGUCCAUGAACGCGUUCCUCGUCGUGUACCUGUGCAUCCUCGUCAGCAAGGCGCUGAUCAACACGGCCCUCAAGUACGCCUGGCAGAGCGAGCCUUUCCAGGACGAACCCUGGUACAACCGGAAGACGGAGGCAGAGCGGCAGCGGAACCUGUUUCUCCGAGCGUUCACGGACUUCCUGGCCUUCAUGGUCCUCUUCAACUACAUCAUCCCCGUGUCCAUGUACGUCACCGUGGAGAUGCAGAAGUUCCUGGGCUCCUACUUCAUCACCUGGGACCAGGAGAUGUUCGACGAGGAGACGGGGGAGGGGCCCCUGGUCAACACCUCGGACCUGAACGAAGAGCUGGGACAGGUGGAGUACGUCUUCACGGACAAGACGGGCACCCUCACGGAGAACAACAUGGAGUUCCGGGAGUGCUGCGUGGAGGGCCACGUGUACGUGCCCCACGCCGUCUGCAACGGGCAGGUGCUCCCCGACGCCGCCAUGGACAUGAUCGACGCCUCCCCGGACGCCAGCGGGCGGGAGCGAGAGGAGCUGUUUUUCCGGGCGCUCUGUCUCUGCCACACCAUCCAGGUGAAGGACGACGAUGAGGUGGACGGGCCCAGGAAGUCGCCGGACUCCGGCAAGCGCUGUGUGUACAUCUCGUCCUCGCCCGACGAGGUGGCCCUGGUGGAAGGCAUCCAGAGAUUUGGUUUCACGUACCUGCGGCUGAAGGACAGUCACAUGGAGCUUAUGAACAGAGACAAUGGCAUUGAGAGGUUUGAAUUGCUGGAAGUACUGAGUUUUGACUCCGUAAGAAGGAGAAUGAGUGUAAUUGUCAAAUCUGCUACAGGAGAAAUUUAUCUGUUUUGCAAAGGAGCCGAUUCCUCCAUAUUCCCCCGAGUGAUAGAGGGCAAGGUGGAGCAGAUCCAGUCCCGCGUGGAGCACAACGCUGUGGAGGGGCUCCGGACCUUGUGUGUCGCCUACAAGAGGCUGGAGCCGCAGGCCUACGCGGGCGUCUGCGGGCUGCUGCAGGAUGCCAAGGUGGCACUUCAAGACCGGGAGAAGAAGCUAGCGGAGGCCUAUGAGCAGAUAGAGACAGACCUGAUCCUGCUCGGCGCCACGGCCGUGGAGGACCGGCUGCAGGAGAAGGCGGCCGACACCAUCGAGGCGCUGCAGAAGGCGGGCAUCAAGGUGUGGGUGCUCACGGGCGACAAGAUGGAGACGGCGGCCGCCACCUGCUACGCCUGCAAGCUCUUCCGCAGGACCACGCGGCUGCUGGAGCUCACGACCAAGCGGCUCGAGGAGCAGAGCCUGCACGACGUGCUGUUCGAGCUGAGCAAGACCGUUCUGCGCAGCAGCGCCAGCCUGACCACGGACGGCUUCUCCGGGCUCUCAGCAGAUGCGCCGGACUUCGGGCUGAUCAUUGACGGAGCGGCGCUGUCUCUGGUGAUGAAGCCCCGGGAGGACGGGAGCUCCGGCAACUACCGGGAGCUCUUCCUGGAGGUGUGCCGGAACUGCAGCGCCGUGCUCUGCUGCCGCAUGGCCCCCCUGCAGAAGGCCCAGAUUGUUAAAUUAAUCAAAUUUUCCAAAGAGCACCCGAUUACUUUAGCCAUUGGUGACGGCGCAAAUGACGUCAGCAUGAUCCUGGAGGCCCACGUGGGCAUAGGUGUCAUUGGGAAGGAGGGUCGCCAGGCCGCCAGGAACAGCGACUAUGCGAUACCGAAGUUUAAGCAUUUAAAGAAGAUGCUCCUUGUCCACGGGCAUUUUUAUUACAUUAGAAUAUCUGAGCUUGUGCAGUACUUCUUCUACAAGAACGUCUGCUUCAUUUUCCCUCAGUUUUUAUACCAGUUCUUCUGUGGGUUUUCACAGCAGACCCUGUACGACACUGCCUACCUGACGCUGUACAACAUCAGCUUCACCUCCCUGCCCAUCCUGCUCUACAGCCUGAUGGAGCAGCACGUGGGUGUGGACGCGCUCAGGAGAGACCCCACCCUCUACAGAGACAUCGCCAAGAACGCCCUGCUGCGCUGGCGCGUGUUCGUCUACUGGACGCUCCUCGGCCUGUUCGACGCCCUGGUGUUCUUCUUCGGUGCUUACUUCAUGUUCGAAACCACGGCCGUGUCCAGCAGCGGGCAGACCAUCACCACCAACACACACAUGGUGUUCGGGAGCUGGACCUUCGGGACGCUGGUCUUCACGGUCAUGGUGCUGACCGUCACCCUGAAGCUGGCGCUAGACACGCACUACUGGACUUGGAUAAACCACUUCGUCAUCUGGGGGUCCCUGCUGUUCUACAUCGUGUUCUCCCUUCUCUGGGGAGGCGUUAUCUGGCCGUUCCUCAGUUAUCAGCGGAUGUACUAUGUAUUCAUACAAAUGCUGUCCAGCGGCCCCGCCUGGCUGGCCAUCGUCCUGCUCGUCACCGUCAGCCUCCUGCCUGAUGUCCUCAAGAAAGUGCUGUGCCGCCAGCUGUGGCCCAGCGCCACCGAGAGAGCACAGAGGAGCCCGAGCCGCCGAGCCCCGGCCGACGCCGCUGCGCCGAGCCCCGACCGGCCCCUCCUGAAGGACCCCGAGCCGCGGCCAAGGCGCGAGUAGCCCGCGGAUAGGUAACGGCGCCCGGUCGGGCAGCCCCGUGUGCAGUGCGCUUGCCGAUUAUCCAUUUUCCUCCAAAGUUUGGCUGUGCUGUGCCAUUUCUGAUAGGUUCAUGCCCUCCGAGAAAUGCUUUUACACGGCGUGGUCUGUGCCAGGUAAGUGGCCUGCCCGAGGCCAGGCUGCCUGGGCCGCAUGCCCUGCACACACACACACGCCCGUGUCCGCCGCCGCCGCCCACACAUGUCCGGUGUCGCGUCUCCAGAACACAACUCCUCAUACGCGGUUGUGGGAGUGGCUUCACCUCCAAGGUCCGUCAGGAGAGGCCACCGGUUGAAUGGAAAGAGGAUAUGGCGCGGGUGGCCCGGGGCGGGGGGGCAUCCAUCAGCCUGAGAGUCGGGGAGGGAGAUGAGAGGCCCCCGGCCGGUGGGGGACGCCGGGCUGGAGACGGCUGCCUGGCAGGACGUGGUCCGGGCGAGGUCAGCCCUCCCACUCGAGGGACCACACUCCCCUCCUCCACCGGCUGUGGUGAGGGGGCGAGGGGCCUCCUGCUUCUCCCCGAUGGUGGCCAAGGAAGGGGCACGAUCUCAGCCAGGACACCGUCCACCCGUCUGGGUCCAGCUGUGUCCUGGGAGAGCCCGGCCGGCAGUGAGGGCGGCAGGUCAGGUGGCAUGAGACGGCGUCGCCGGGGUCCUGGCACUGACACUGUGCUUUGUAUUCCGACAGACCGAGCGCUUGGUGUCAGGACCACGUCAGGGGAGUCACCCCCUUGCCUCCCUGUAGACCCAGCCCCGGGCAGCGCCCUGGGAGGGCGGGAGCGCUGGCCCCUCCCGCCCCACGCAGCUGAGACCCUGCCCCGCGGCCCCAGGGGAGGCCGGACAGAUCCCGAGUUCCAGCCUUUAGAGCGGCCGGCAGAGGGAGGCCAGCGGCAGGACCCGUCGGGGCGCCGGCCUGGCUGCUUUCUUGGCUGUGCAACUCUGCGGCUACCUGGAAGGAUGGCAAGGCCACCACGCCCGAGCUCCGGUGAAGCACAGCGUCCAGUCCCUGCUCCUGAGCUCCCGCACCUCUGCUUUGGGGACCAGCCUGCACCACCCUCGGGCUGCAUCGGGUCCGAACCUGCCAUCAGGAAGCUGACUGAGGGGUGUGCCUGGGCAGCGUGUGCUCCCCCAGGGAGAGGGCGCCUCCUCCCAGUCCCCCAGCUGCCCCUGAGCAGAGGGGAGCCUGGCGCUGAGCCGGCACAGAGUCCGGGCUCCCUCGUCGCAGCCCCCGGGAGCCUUCCGGCUUGCUGUGGCUGGGGAUCCAGGGCGCCCAGGGCUGGCAUCUGGCUGUGGUGGUCAGACCCCCUUCCAGCAUCCCCCUGGGCAGGGCUGUCGUCCUCCCAGGUCUGUGUCAGGCCACGGGCCAGCCCUAGACGCCGCCCGCGCUCUGACCAAGCCGGCUGGGCCGGCCGCCGCCCCCGCUCUGCCCUGGGUGCUGCUGUGUUCCCUUUGCGCGAGGUGGGGAAGGCCCCGAGCUCUCAAGUCCUUGUCACUUCCUGCACCAGUGUCAGCGCUCUUUCUAGACGUAGCCUUAAUGGUCCAAAGAGGAGACAUUUCCGCUUGAGAUUCAAACUCGAGACGGUAAAACCGCUGCCUUCGUAGGAACGUGUCACCCAGAAGCUAAACGUGGCCUCCCCGGGCUCAGACUGGAACGUUGCGGAGGGAACACCGCUUCCGAGAUGCGAGAUGCUUGUGAGGCGGUUUGGGGCCGUUCAGAUUUCACAGUUGGAAUAAUGUUUCACCUCUAAGAUAUUUAUUUGAAGUGGGGAAUGAGUUAUCAGUGAACACGGGUGGCUGGAGUGAAGCAAGGCGAAGAGAAACAUACCAAAGACAGACAGACAGACACCGGGCUUAGAGCGAGCGGGGGCGGGGGCACGUGCCCUCCAGGCUGUGCCACCCCUACCCUGCCUGUCACUCACACCCCACGUCCUGUGUGUGGUCCACCCCAGACCCUGCACACAGUGGUGUGUGCGUUUUUACAGCCGUUUUUAAGAAUCUAAUAAUGGUACAUAAAUGUCACACCUGUGGGGGACAGAGUCUCUGUAUGUUUCGUUAACAAAUUCUUUGUAAUGUAUUUUUUUAGAAAUCUUAAAAUUGCCUUUGCACUGAAGUAUUUUCAUAGCUGUUUAUAUCUCUUUUAUUCCUUUAUUUGGUAACAUACCAUAUCUAAUUUUUGAGGUAUGUUUUUAAAGCUUUUAUUUUUUAAGUUGAUGAAAUUUCGGCCACUUUACAUUUAAAUUCUGGGGAGACUUUUGGCUGAAUGCGUCCAUAACUGAUGAAUGUGAAUUUUCAGAUUUGAUUUCAUUCUCUACACCCGUUCCCUCUGUGGUGUUUCCUGCUGCAGCGAGUGGUUAGAAGGCUUAUUCAGAUUCUGACACUUGGCUUUUUGCUCACGGUUCUUUCCAGUUUCAUCUGCUCUUUGGUUUUUAAUUUCUCUCCUUCAGCCUUAAAAUAGAAAGAAGCUUCUCGGUGGUUGGCGUCCUCUUCCUGCCUGGCUAGAGAUGGUUACCAGUUCCCUCGGGUACGUCCAGCCUCCUUGCAAAAGUCUCCGGCCACCACACCCUCCAGAAUGUCUUUUUCAAGUUGCCUGUGAAAGUAUUAACCUACUUACUUUUGGGGCCAUGAGACGGAAGUUAGGUGAGGGAAGGAGAGCGGAGCCUCGGAAGUGACAUUUCAGCCCAGAGCUAAGAGAGUCCCGCCUGACGGUGGGUGGUAUGUACUUGCCUUAAACGAACCGCAAAGCAAGUAAUUGAAGCAUUUUGCUUAGUUCUGAAAAUCUUACUCGCAGCUGCACGUUGAUAUAAAUUAGGAAGCCGUCGUUUCCCCCGGUGGCCCGGACAUCUGGGUUCCUGACCCGCUCGCCACCCCCCACACAGCAAGCCGAGUGUAAGCCUGUCCAUCCUGCUUUCCCCCCACGCACCGCACGCAUAUCCGCUGCCUGAGGGGACCUUGCCUCCGGGGGUGAAGCUCCUCCCUUUCAGGAAGCGCGGGCCCCGCCGUUAGGAUGGGUGGCCGCCAGCAGCUCCUGGACCACCUGUCCAGCAUCCAGAGCUGGGAGAUGAGACCCUCUCUUGGCAACUCCUGUUAGAGCCCAAGUCAGCCCACUCCUGUGCGCCUGACUGGAUGGGGUGAACGCAGACCAAAGGACCCCGAGACUGCGGGUGGCCAGAGGUGCCCGCCUCUGCAGCAACAGGUUUCUACAAGCGUAGUUUAGCCUGGCGAGAUUGUGCAGCUUGACCUGGAGAAAUGCCUGGCACACGCCAUGUAACUCUUCUUGAAUUGAUGGGCAUCGCACGUUCAGGGCCACCUGAGGGAAGUCUCGGCCUUUUCCUUUAAAACCACUAGGCUCAUCUGUUUUGCACUGACUAUCAAUAACUUAAUACACCCACUCCCACUUCUCUUUAAAUGAAUGGUAUUUAUUUGACAGCUCAGUGUAACAGCUUGCUAUGCACUUUCUUUUGGAAGCUUCCCAUCUGAAACUUGGAAAACAGGAAAAAUGUCAGCUGACAGAUGUAUUCAUUUUUUUUUUUUUUGUUAAAGUUAGCGGGUAGGUGAAUGGGGCUAAGACUCAUUCUGAUACUGUGUGUAAACAAGCUUUAAGGAAGACGUGCCAGGGCGUUCAAGUGUGAUUCUACUUUUGCAGAAAAAAAUCUAAAGAUCAGUUUAUAGAGCUUUAUUUUUUACCCUAUCGAAAUAUACAGAAUUUUAAUAUGCGUAUGUUGUCUCCGACUUAAAACUAGAAUACACGUCUGCCUUGCUGUUUAACAUGCCCACUCAUCGUGUAGCGACGUAAUAGCAGAGCCUCCUCAGCCAUAGGCUUAACACAGACGGAACCUGUAGUUGUUGUCGUCAUAAACACUGGACUUUAUUUUUAAAUUAUUGAAUAUGGUAGGUGCGUUCAAGACUAUAAAUCAGCCUCCAAACCAUAAUGUUUAAUUGCAAAUAAAUCAUUAACCUGCUCUGAAACAUUAAAUUGGGAUUAAACCACGUCUCA
Messenger RNA from Phacochoerus africanus (Common warthog), 7646 nucleotides. RefSeq names its product ATPase phospholipid transporting 11A (gene ATP11A). Gene Ontology annotation, biological process: phospholipid translocation. NCBI's taxonomy places the organism in Eukaryota, Metazoa, Chordata, Mammalia, Artiodactyla, Suidae. Gene Ontology annotation, cellular component: plasma membrane; trans-Golgi network; endoplasmic reticulum. The coding region runs from base 177 to 3620 and encodes 1147 amino acids. The transcript is spliced from 30 exons. Gene Ontology annotation, molecular function: ATP binding; ATPase-coupled intramembrane lipid carrier activity; magnesium ion binding. The record is from RefSeq and is a predicted model, not a curated record.